CCAAAUGGAUAUUAAGCGCCAAUCUGGGACCUAAGACAAGUUCCUAUACGGAAAAAGGAAUCAUGAACCACUUAAAACGUGCAAAACAAGAUCAACGGAAAUAGUGCUUGAGGCUAACCACAACGCCUCUUUUUUUGAGUGCGAGAAACAAGCAAAGCCGUUCCUCGAACUGACCAACUAAAUAAUUACGGUUAAAGUAAUAAAACCCUUGACUCGGAGGUCAUUUGGAACAUUCGUAAACUAACAAGAAAAAAGGGACACGCCGCUGUAUUGGGGCGAGACAUAAUAGGUUACCAGUCACAGUAGAAAUACACCAAUCACAUUGCAGGGAACUUGCUGAAUCAAUUGUCUACGACAAAGGAUUACCAGGACUUGUGCCACGCAUCUCCCAUUGAUGUCCGUGGAACAAUUGAAUUCCACGUGCCUUGAAUAGAAACCUCAGGAAUUUAGCAGGAUUACUGAAACUGGUUCAAAGAUUACGGCAACCUUGAAAGGCAGCCUUGACAGCAAGCUCUGUGGGUUAGAAUUUUUUAUGUACCACUCUAAAAUGGAGGCCACCAUUUAUGAGGAUCAAAGCUUCUUAUUAGCAAAUAGAAAUUCCUACGCACAAGACAAUGGAAAAUUAUGGUUAAACUUGGCGAAUGAGUACAAAUCGACGGGAAGGAGAGACGAAUUCGAUAUUUCAGAUUUGCUGAGAUCUCCAGAUAUUGGAAUUUCAUCGCCAGAUCUCGAGACGAUCGUGUGGAGAAACUUCCCCGAUAAUUGUACGGUGAAACCACAGUCAGUGUCUUCGCCUCCGCCACUUUUUGUCCCGCAAGAAGAUUAUACGACACAGCAAGUCACAGCAGAACAAGAGGUGUUUGCUAGGGGGUUUACUGACGCACUGCAACGACUGCGAGAAGAAAGGGAAGUUUGUCAACUACGCACAAUAGAGACGCCGACGGCGGACGAAUUGGUUGACGACUCAAAAUGCACUUUUAUUUCUUACAGAUUUGAUUCAUCGUAUCGCUUACCCUCUUUUCAAGAAACGUUUUCACCUGCUAAAUUUACUGGUAUGAUUAAAACCAAAACAACCCAAGACAUAGAUAGGACUUCUUACGAGCGGGAAUGUGGACAGCAACUCGAAGGAUCGGAGAUCUCAGAGUGGUUUAAAGUGGAAACGUUGGAAGAAGGAUUCUCUGGGCAGCAGCAGUGUUCCUACAAAGACUGCUUGUUAAAUUCACCCGGAGAAGAUUCCGAUGAUUAUUCUACCAAUUCUCCAUCACUUCUAAGCCCUUCUUCUGAUUUUACGACUCAAGAUUAUCACUACGGAGAUUUCGAAAGUGAUAACAGGGUUCCAGAAGACAUGGAGUUUCAGGACGGAGUGCAUGGGGAUGACGAUUUUGAAAUGGACGGUGAGUGGAACCAUGACCGUCACCACACAAUUCAAGACACCCCAACACCAAAGCACUGGCUAACCGUUCACACAAAACUUUAUAACAUGUCUGUCUUAAAGCAAGAAGUAGACACAUUGGAGGAACAGGCACAGUCAGCCAUUAUGCCCGAAAGCAUCGACGUGCAAGGGUUCAUCAAAACGGAAAGAAAACGGCGAAAGAAUCGCUUGGCAGCGUGGAAAUGUCGUCAAAAGAAGCUUAUACGUGAAUCAAGGUUGGAGACGACAGUCGAAGAGCUGUGUAUGGAAAAUUCUAGGCUAAUGGAGGAACUGGAGAAAUUAAAACGAAAAAGGCAACAGUUGGAACAGACGUUUAUUAAACAUGUGACAAGCGGAUGUGAAGAGGCUCAUGUUCAAUACACGGAAACAUUUAAUGGGGACAGUUAAGACUGAAGGUUCACUUAUGUCCCUUAUUUUGGUUUUUUCCCACGGAUCGCAAAAUGAGGUCACUUCAAGUCCGCCUCGGUCUUAAAUACUCUUACCUAGUUCGCAGGCUGUCAAGCCCCCUUAACGACGAAAAUCAAAAGUUCUUGAGUGUCUUUCCCUUGAUGUGUUCCUUCUUUCAUUUGCUUAUCUGUAUUCCCGUUGACAAACUAAAGUUUACUAUGAAAUGUGGGCGAGAGAAAGAGAGAGGAAAGGUCGGACGAGAACAUGGAGGAAGUAAAUUAAAAAAAGAAGACAAAAAAACGACUUUUGUCUUUCCGAUGUGAUAACAACAACAACAACAACAACAACAACAACCACUGACCACUUGUGAAACAAUUUAUGUUUACCUAAUUGUAUCCUAUCAUAUUUGUUAUCACAUCGCCAAUAUAAUUAAUGAAAUAAUUACGAUAUGCUAUAUUUUAGAUAUCAUAUCGUUCGCCAGCAUUUCUUGGUCUUCAAGAACUGUUUGCACAGAGAUAGGAGACACCACCAGGCUUUCAGGUAAAAAAAUCCAAUAUGCUACUGCUGCACUAAGGGCACGUUAUUCCAGAUGAAUUAGCUAUUGUAGUACCGGUCACGGAAAGAGUAUUUCUCCAACUCCUAAUAUUUAGAGUUUACUUUUUUAUCUUUGUUGUCAUGAGCGAAAUCGUUGACAGUCUGUCUAGUGCUAGGGAAUUCGAAACUUGUGACUGAACAUUAGCCAAGAUUGCUAUCUAUGUGUUAAAAUGUGCUUGUUUGAGUAAAGUGAAGAGAAGGUACGAUGUUGCCUCUACAAUCUUAUAUAGCUGGUUGAAUUCAAAGAUGGUUCUAAUUUAAGAUCAGCUAAAUUAUCAUUCGAACUGGAUCCUGCUCAUAUCAAAUGCCCAGUCGUGGAAAAUUUACUCUACUCUUUUUUCCUAAAUAGGCAACGAAGUGCAGUUGAUAACGAUUGAUUGUUCAUCGACGAUCGUUGAACGGUUGGUUGGUUUCCAUGCCAACCCAACUGACCACCAAUAAAACACCCCGAGCUCAGUAGCUCGGAAGCAAGAGAAAAUAUAAACGACGAAGGAUUAGUAGUUUUAAUUCAAUAAUGCAUUUAUUUCGAACGAAAACCUUUUUACAAACUUUAUUUUUUGAUAAUAAAUUUUAUUCCUAUUUGCCUUCACCAGAACUGAAAACAAAAUUAUUCCUUGGCAAUUGGUAGGAAAAAUACCAUUAUUGAGGUUUUUUAAGAUGGCCUUGUCGAUUUUAUAGUCUUAAUAUUUUGAUAGAGAUGAAUUUAUCAACAGCUUAGUGAGAAUAUUAAGCAAUUGUCGUACAACUUAAAUAUUUUGAAAUAAAAUAAUUUUUUGAAAAAAUAAAGAUGUUAAUGUCAUUAGUUGUUGUCUUCUGUUAUCUAAUUUGUCAACUUGAAUUACAAAAUUAAGCAAGUGAUCAUCGUUAUAGUCAAUCCAGCAGAGAUGAGCUAUAUCAGCUGACCUAUGACCUAUGACCGAUUGACUUUGUAGCCAAUCGGAUGCAAGAUGCCUUUUUAAUAAAGUAAGAGAGAGUGUGUCACGUGACCUUGUCAAACACACAAAAAAAUGGCCCUGGUACGAAACAGAUACCAGAAAUGGAAAGAGCGUGAUGAAAUUCAAUAGUAAAAGUUAACAAUUUUGAGGCCACUGACAUUUUAGUGCGAGAUUUCAGAACUGGUUGAUAGUUUGAAGAUUUUAAACAAUUUUUCACCAGGUCAUUUCUUUGCACCCGAACAACUCCGUUGAACAUUGGACGAGUUUACCCGGAGAAGCAUUUUCCACAGUGAUUCCAUGUCUCGGUUACCUACAGCCCUACGUGUUGUUCAGCCAUAGUCUAGAGAAAUACCGAAGAUGCCGCUUGUUCUUUAGUGUUGUUGCUAUGCACUCGUUGACAACUAAGUACCUAAGACUUAGAUGUA
This is a messenger RNA of Orbicella faveolata, 3773 nucleotides long. Its product is annotated as transcription factor Jun-like. Gene Ontology annotation, cellular component: transcription regulator complex. Gene Ontology annotation, molecular function: DNA-binding transcription factor activity, RNA polymerase II-specific; transcription factor binding; RNA polymerase II cis-regulatory region sequence-specific DNA binding. The record is from RefSeq and is a predicted model, not a curated record. NCBI's taxonomy places the organism in Eukaryota, Metazoa, Cnidaria, Anthozoa, Scleractinia, Merulinidae. Gene Ontology annotation, biological process: regulation of cell cycle; regulation of transcription by RNA polymerase II; regulation of cell population proliferation.